Molecule: messenger RNA, 1212 nt
Organism: Rotaria sp. Silwood2
Lineage: Eukaryota; Metazoa; Rotifera; Eurotatoria; Philodinida; Philodinidae
Source: the annotation of a GenBank genome assembly
AUGACAGCAUCGAGUGCAACAACCAUACAAGCCAAUAACGCCGAGACCUUAUUUUAUGAAGAAGUGGAUAAACAUAUUAAUUCAUUAAGUGUCAAAUUUCGGCAAAAAUGUGUCAUCAAACAAAAUGUCUAUGACGAUAUUAUUAAAUGCUUAACAUUACCGAAAGGUAAACCAUCCGGCUUAUAUUCUUCAAAAUUUAUUUAUUGGGUAAAACAAAAUUUCAUUUUGAUGAAACUUUCUGGUAUUGAUAUUGGUUGUUGUAUUAAAUCGAAAAAGCCAAUUUGUAUUUAUGAAGCUUAUUAUAAUGUAAUAAGCGAAGGACAUGCUGCUGUUUCACAUGAAGGUCGUCAUAAAACAGCUUUCGAACUUAAUGCUCACUAUUCAUGGAUACCACGAUUUUGUAUCGAAAUAUUUUUAAAACAAUGUAUACCGUGUCAGACAAGAAAGCCGAUCAAACAACAUGUUAUCUCAAAACCAAUAAUAUCACUGGGAGUGAUGACGAGGCUUCAAAUUGAUCUUAUUGACAUGAGAACCAGGCCAGAUACAAUUGCUCCAGAUAUCAUUUAUAAUUGGAUAUUAAACUGUAUUGACCAUUACAGUAAAUUUUCUUGGGCAUUUCCCUUGAAAAAUAAAUCUGCUAAUGAUGUGGCAGUAAAAUUACGUGAAUUAUUUUUUUGUCUUCGGGCCACCACGAUUGCUUCACAAAGUCGACCACGUCAUCCACAAAGCCAAGGAUGUAUUGAAAGGGCCAAUGGAGUUUUAUGUGAUGCACUUGGUAAAUGGAUGGCAACGAAUAAUUCUUCACAUUGGUCAGAAGGUUUAUUGCCGGUGGUGUAUGGUAUUAAUACAAGAGUAUCAAGUAUUACCAAAACAGCUCCAUAUCAAGUAAUGUUCGGACAACCACCUCGUUCAGAUUCAGAAUUUUGGAAACUUGUUGAACAAAAUGGAAUUGCUGAUGAAGAAGAUUUACCAACACUAGUUGCUGAAUCAGAUGGCGAAACAAUGUACAAUAAACAAUUUGAUUCGAUUAAUUCUACUGAUGUUCUCGACAGUGAUGUGGUUCACAUUGUUCAAAAAUUAUCUGAUGAUGUUGUUUCGAAUUCAUUAAUUGAUAUUUCAUCACCACAACCAUCAUCAGCAAGACAUGAUCUUAUACGUAAAAUCGCGACAGAUAAUUAUUUAACUACUGCAAACAAACGAAUGAAACAAUAG